Messenger RNA from Ambispora leptoticha, 1540 nucleotides. NCBI's taxonomy places the organism in Eukaryota, Fungi, Glomeromycota, Glomeromycetes, Archaeosporales, Ambisporaceae. The record is from the annotation of a GenBank genome assembly.
CUCAGUGUCACUUGAUGAUGAACAGGAUUUGAAAGGCAGGUCGGGCGAGUAUAUGGUGCAAAUUAUUGAGAUCCGAGAUCCACUCGAUCUUAGCGAGCUUAAUCAAUUCAACGCGAAAGAUUUUCGUUGGGAGUUCUUCAAUAUGGAAAGCGUGAAAGCGCUUAACCAUUUGAUGCAUACCUCUCCUUCUUACAAAUAUUUCCAACUCAGAGAUUUGAUUUUGGAUCCGAAUACUCGUAGAUCGUUAGGUGGCGGCUUUGAGUUAUGGGCAGGAUUCUUUGAGAGUUUUCGUCCUGGAAAAGAUUCUUUUUAUGUAAACGUGAAUAAUGCUCACGCUGUAUUUUACGAGAAAAAAGAUUUGGUUACGUUCUUGUGUGAAUUUCUCAAGCUUCCUGCUUUGCCCGCAACCUUUAACGACGAACAACAGAGAAAAAUCAACAAAGUCCUUAAACAUUUGAAAGUCAGACCAUUACAUCGGCCAAACGUCAGAACUAAACAAUCAAUUGAGCGUAUUUCGUCAAAAAAAGCGGUAGAGUUUACGUUUAAGCUUGGUGAUUCGGAAAACACUACAAAUGUAAAGGAAUAUUUCAAAACUACAUAUAAUAAAGAACUCAAACACCCUCAUAUGGUGGAAAUUCAGACGAGAAGAGAUGAAGUUUGGCCACUUGAAUGUUGUGAAAUUGUCGAGGGACAACGUGUUUCACUGAAAAAUCUUAAUGGCGACCAACUAGCAAAGAUGAUAACGUUCACCGCAGUUCUUCCUAAACUUAAUAUGGAAAAAAUCUUGGAUGAAGGUAUCGGUCGUGUGCUGGAUUUCGUUAAUGAUCCAAAGCUUAAGGAUUUCGGAAUAAGAAUGGACACCCGCAUGACAGCAACUCCCAGUCGAAUUUUGGAUCCUCCAACAAUUGCCUAUCAUCCGUCUUCUAAAGAUGGUGAAAAACUUCACCCGAAUAAGAUUAAUGGAGCUUGGAAUCUUCGUGGACGAAAAUUCUUCAGAAGUGGUAUUCCAUUGAAAUAUUGGUUUGUCUUGUGCUGUGUUCACGAAAGAUUCUUAUCUCGUCUGGAUGUUGAAAACUUCGUCGUUACGUUGGAUGUCGAAAAAAAUUACGCUCCCCCUAUUACCUUUAUCGUCGUUGGUAAAAGACACCAUGUUCGUGCAAAUGCAACUGACAAAAACAACACCGAUAACAAGGGAAAUUGUGUUCCUGGAACCAUUAUCGAUCAAAAGAUUACGCAUCCGCAACUUUUCGAUUUUUAUUUAUAUUCUCACUCCAGUCUUCAAGGAACAUCGCGACCAGCACACUACAUUGUAUUACAUGAUGGAAAUAAAUUUGAUGUUGAUACACUUCAAACGUUCACUUAUAAACUCUGUUAUAACUAUCAGCGUGCAACCCGAUCAGUUUCUAUUCCCCCUCCGGUAUAUUAUGCACACUUGUCCGCUAAACACGCACGCACCCAUGUAACUAAAGGAAAGAACGGUUUUGAACUUCCGCCAGUGCUUCCAUCACUUGCACAAAAUUAUCCAAUGUACUUUAUGUAA